This is a messenger RNA of Trichoderma virens Gv29-8, 825 nucleotides long. RefSeq lists its product as uncharacterized. Gene Ontology annotation, biological process: transmembrane transport. Lineage: Eukaryota; Fungi; Ascomycota; Sordariomycetes; Hypocreales; Hypocreaceae. Gene Ontology annotation, cellular component: membrane. Gene Ontology annotation, molecular function: transmembrane transporter activity. The coding region runs from base 1 to 825 and encodes 274 amino acids. The transcript has 6 exons. The record is from RefSeq and is a predicted model, not a curated record.
AUGAACGACAAAAAUGCUUUAGACAACUCCACGUGUGGACAAGGCGAAUUGUCCCUGCUUCGAAGCUGGAUAGCCGCUUUCGAAAGUAUCAUGAAUCUCUUAACUGCUGCGCCGUUUGGUAUGGCGGCUGAUAUAUAUGGACGUAAACGAACACUCCAGUUGGCCAUUACAGGUACCAUCUUGGCGCAGACAUUUGACGCGGUUAUUUGUCGUUUCCCAGAAACGUUCCCAAUCCACUUGAUGGCGUUGAAGGGACUUUGGGCUCUCUUAGGAGGUGGUAGCACCGUUAUUUCGGCCAUGAUAUUCACCAUAGCAAGUGAUAUCAGUCUGGAUACGCAAAGCUGGAUUUCCAUAUACGCCGGGUUUGGGUGCCUAGUUGUGUCGUUCUUGAUCACGCUCUCCUUGCCAGAGACUCGCGUACCAGACCUCAGGAGUGGUGGCCUAAUGAUGGCAUCCGAGACACGAAUCCCUUCGUCUUCUAACUUUCAACUCACGCCGUUCCUAACCCGCUUCCUGGUCAAGAAACUACGCUUUAGCCCGCUGAGAAAGGAUGUACUUAUCUCACGGGCUAGUAUUAUAGCUCUUGUGGCCGGAUCUUUGGGGAUAGUAAUUACAAAACAAGCCCAGUUAACAGUCGCAGCUAUCUACGUCUAUGCUCUUGGAUGUGGCUAUAACCCAGCUAUGUAUAGCCUCCUUGGCCUUCUGUCUGGGGGCCAUCACAUUGGCAUAUUAUAUGCAAAUAUUGGCGCAAUGCAAAGCAUAGCUAUGUUCCUGGCUGCUGUUCUCUUCGGUAUUAGGCUAGAGUUGGAAAAUUUCAUGGUUUAG